Molecule: messenger RNA, 2260 nt
Organism: Gasterosteus aculeatus aculeatus (three-spined stickleback)
Lineage: Eukaryota; Metazoa; Chordata; Actinopteri; Perciformes; Gasterosteidae
Source: RefSeq, a predicted model, not a curated record
CGAGCUCCUCGGUGCGCUGUCCACUUCAGCACCACAAGCCGCGGGGCUGCCAGCUAACGCCGGAGAGGAGGCACCAAAGACGCGCCUCCACAUCAGCACCGACCCGCAGCGCCGAGUCACAGACUACACGGCGAAACAUCCGCCCCGGUGCGCCAAACCAGCGAGGCAGAAGACCGCAAGAACAAGUAACGAGCGCAGGAACCAUGUACGACGCGGCGCGAGUGCCGUCUCCUAAGGAUGGCGCUAACGGGAUGGCCCAGGCCGCGGUCCCCGGAGCAGGAGCAGGAACAGCUGCAGGAUCAGCUGGGCUGACGCCGACCGCACUGCUACAGGCUAAAGCUGAGGGGGGACAGCCAGGUACCGAGGAGGAGGAGGAGGAGGAUAAUGAGGAGGAGGAGCCCGAGGCAGAGCCAGUCCUGCUGAAAAAGCCACACAGGGAGAUUCUUGACCAUGAGAGGAAAAGGAGGGUGGAGCUGAAAUGUAUGGAGCUCCAGGAGAUGAUGGAGGAGCAGGGGUACACCGAAGAAGAGAUUCGACAGAAAGUCAGCACAUUCAGACAAAUGCUGAUGGACAAGGAGGGCGUCAUCACCAGAGAAGGCUCACACACACAACCAGCGGUCGACCACCUGCACUAUCAGCAUGACGAGUAUGAAGGGAACCCCGAACUGGUUGGUUAUGAAGAGGGGGGCUAUGACCAUGAUUACCACAGUGACGACCGAGUAAAGAGGAAGUCGAGCAGCUCUCCAUCCCCUCGUCCAAAGAAAAGGAAGAAGAAGAAAUCUGGCCACCGUAGGAGUCGGUUUGGCAGCUCCUCACCUGCCCACAGAGAGAAGAAGAAAAAGAGUGGAAAGAAACACAAGCGAGACAGAUCUGCAUCUGGCUCCAGGAAAAAGAGGAGACACAGAUCGGGCAGCUCAAAGAACAAACACAAAGACAAGAACAAACAGAAAAAGAGGUCCCCCGGUGAGACCCCCAGUAGGAGUUCACAGCGUCAAGGCAGCUGCUGUAGCUCCCGUAGCGCCUCCCUGUCCUCCACACGGAGCAUCUCCAAAUCUCCCGGCAGGCUGAACUCCAAGCACAAGACGGAUGGACAAAAGGCGUCCGGCGCCUCGCUGUCGCCGGGCAACAAUGCUCCCGCCUCCUGGCACAACGGGGACCACACCCAGCGGAGCCGCAACGGCAAGGCCGGCAGACUCAACCCUAGCGAGGGCGAGAGAGGUCACGAUAAGCUCCGUCUGCUGACCGCUAGCUCUGCAAGCAUCCAGUCCACUCUGCUGGGAGAGCACAAGCUCCACAGCGCCCCCAGCAGGAGCCAAACGGGUCAGAUGUGCGCAGCAGGAGAGGCCGGGAGCGUGGCUGGCAGGAACACCGAUGUGGGGACCUCCGUAACCAAGGCGACGGGGAGGAGAGGAAGCCAUAGAGGCCACAAUAAGACCUCCCGCUCCCCUGCUCACAGCAGCGACUCGGCCCACUCCCAGCACAACCACGCCCGCAGAGGGAGGACCUCUCGCCGUCAGAGAAAGACAAAAGUGGUUCACUCUUCCAAAGCGACCAACAAUACAAUCGAAAUACAGACCCUCCACUGGAGUCUGUCGGCAUCUCCGGGAGGCCAUCCGCACACGUCGGGCAGGAAGAAAGACGAGUCCCGGGGGAAAUCCAACCUCCGGCAGCGCAGCAGCUCCUGGAGCAGCGGGCGCUCGUCCUCGCGCUCCGCCUCCAGAGACAGAGGGCCCAGCAAGGCCAAGUCCCCACACAACAGACAGAACAACUCCAGAGAGAGGGAAAGCCCAAACCAAUCCGACACCGACAGCCGAGCUCGCCGCCGCUCACGCAGCUACUCGCCAAUCCGCAAAAGGAGAAGGGAUUCGCCCAGCUUCAUGGAGGCUCGCAGGAUCACCAGUGCUCGGAAGCGGCCGAUACCGUACUACCGGCCCAGUCCCUCGUCGUCCAGCUACGACAGCAGCCCGUCCCAGUCCAGCCGCAGCUACAGCAGCUACAGCCGCAGCCGGAGCCACAGCAGAAGCCGGAGCUGGAGCCGCAGCCGCAGCCGCAGCCAGAGUCGAAGCUGGAGCCGGAGCAAGAGUCGCUCCCGCAGCCACCACAGCUACUACAGCCGCAGCAGCUACGACAGCCCCGGCUUCUGAGCGCGACACGCGGAGGAGUGCUGAUACGUUUUUCUGUGCUCUGGUUGGGUCGGGAUCUUUACCGGGCUCCCCACAAAGCGGCGCGCGGCUGUACAGUCCUUGGCCCCACACCCCUU